Coregonus sp. 'balchen' is the source of this 17366-nucleotide messenger RNA. The record is from the annotation of a GenBank genome assembly. Lineage: Eukaryota; Metazoa; Chordata; Actinopteri; Salmoniformes; Salmonidae.
CGGCUCUACUCGGGGUGGCUCUCUCCCGUCAACGGAUUCGUCAUUAUGGGUAUUCGGGUUUCUUUGAUCGGGAUUCAUUAUCUUCUGUCUGCGGUGUUCUCUGCUAUUCGUCAUCGGAUCCGUAACUAUUCAGUGCCUCUCUCUCUACUCUCUACUCCUAUUCCGUGCUCUCUAUAUACUCAGAACUACUAGUAGGGGUCACGGUGAAAGGAUAGUGCGCAAUGGGGGUAGGGGGUGUUGGGGCGCACUUAAAUGGGGGGGGGACUGUUGUAGUGAUUUUAGUGAAGGAAAGGGAUUGAUGGGGUUUGUUAAGGAGGGGGGUAGGGAGGAGGGGAGGGGGUAGGAGAGGGAAGAAGGGGUGUGCAUGGAGGAUGAUUAGGGGGGUAAGGGGUAGUUUCGCGAGGUGGUGGUAUAAAGGAGCGGUGGUGGGUGUAGAUGGGGGGGGGAGGGAGAAAAGCGGGUGUGAGAGGGAAUUGGGUGGAGUGGAUGAGAGGACGAAAAGGAUGAGUUCUGCAGCAGUUGGAAUCAAGGGAAUUGCUGGAGGGGGGGCUGCGGUUAUUUUUCGGAGUUUUUGGUAGGGUUGUGUUGGGGGGGGGGGGGGGUGAGUGUUGGGGGGGUAUGGAAGGGAUUUUGGAUAUGCGACUGAAAGGAGUGGGGUGAGUAAAGGGCGGCAGGAGAUAGAAGGGUGAUGAUGAAGGAGAUAGGGUAGGUGGUGUGCUUCAGGGGAUAAGUUACUGGCUGGGUGUUGGGGGUGAUGGUAGGGGAGGGGUGGGUGUGAAAGGAGUAUGGGCAGGGGUUGGUAGGACAGUGGGGGGGGGUGGGCGGUGUUGGGGCUGUCGGUGGGGGGGGUGUUGUGGGUGGAUGUGGUGGGAAAUGGUGGGUGUUUGAAGAGUUAGUGUGAGUAGGGGGGGAUGAAGUUGGUGUAGUUGGGGUGGGAGGAGAGAGGAAAGGGGAUAGGGUAUAGGGAGUUAUGAGGAUGGUAGGGGUGAUUAAGGGUGUGGGAGUGGGGAUGUAAAGGAAGGGGUGCGAAGGGAAUUAUGAGGGAGAUAGGAAAAAAUGAGUGGGGGGAAGUCUGACGUGUGGGCUGAAAGGACGUCAGGGAGGCGUAUGAGUAGUAGAGUCGGGCGCGUUGGUAUGGCCUCUCAACUAAUAACAAAUUUAUACAUAAGUAUGAAAUAAAUACGUCCUUCUUUAGCAAUUGGAAAUUAAUGCAAUCCCAAUAGAAUUGAACUUCCAUUAAAUAUUCCAGGGUCUUAGAUGAUAUAAACUACAUUUGUCCAUAUGAUUAUUUUGACCCAGUACAGACCUGAUAAACAUUUUAAAUAAUUGCCUAAAAGGACAGGCAAAUUUAACCAUGUCCUCCCUUUAGAGAUUCCCAUACUGUUUUAAAUUAGAGUGUAGUUUCAAACCUCAAGGAGCAUUUUAUUUUAAGCUUGGUAGAGCCAUGGGUGAGAGUAGGACAUGUGGUGCGCAAUGUGAAUUUCCUUUUCUUUUGGCUUCGAGACCAAUCCCUACUUCUCACUAACAAACAUAGUUUUUUGGUUUUUAUUAUAUUAAUGGAUAUUAUAUAAAAAGCGCAAUCAAGAGAUACAGUAUGAUGUAUUUGUUUUUGGUUCUUCAUCUUUCCACAGACUUUGUGAGGCCCUGAGAAGAGGAUACACCAUGAUCAACACAUCAAGAUUUGAAUUGUUCUCGCCCCAGCACCCUCCCUCUAGAACUGGAGCCAUAUAAUACUACUACACACCCUGUAAACACCCGGACUAAAUGAUCUGACAGAGGAACUCUGAACGCAUCGACUUUCUUUUCCCUUCCCUCCUUCUCUUAUUUAUUCUCUCAAUCAUGCCGUAUUGAGGUCUAGAGACACCUCAAUUAGGUGAGAGUCCUGUCUUCAUAAGGGGAGCCGUUAGAAAACAUAAGUCUUUUGUUGAAUAGACAUGUGAAUACUAAUUUUUUACUGCCGCCUACAGUACAUAAGUAGCUAAUUGGCACCUGAGUCGAAUCAGCGAUCUCUUGGGUAACGUUCUGAUGACAUAGUUCCCUAUUUUACGUUCUCUUGGGCGGGUUUGGUUUAUGUUUGAUGCACAGAAAAUAGGAGAUUUGAUCAAAGCAAAGACAAGAAAACUCUGGAAGACAAGAGCAGGCACAAAGUGAAAAAGAACUAAAUAAAUUAACUAUGCAACUACAACAUCGCGUUAUUCUAACACUGACUGCGGUUUUAAACUACAACAUGCGUUGUCUGACACUGACUGCAGGUUUUAAACUACAAACCUGCGUUGUCUGACACUGACUGCCAGGUUUUAAACUACACCAAGCGUUGUCUGAACCUGACUGCAGGUUUUAAACACCAACAUAGCGUUGUCUGAACACUGACUUCAGGUUUUAAACUACAACAUAGCGUUGUCUGAACACUGACUGCAGGUUUAAACUACAACAUCAGGUUGUCUGAACACUGACUUGCCAGUUUUAAACUACAACAUAGCCGUUGUCUGAACACUGACUGCAUGUUUUAAACUACAACAAUCUCGUGUCUGACACUGACUGCAGUUUUUAAACUACAACUUAGCUUUGUCUGAACAUUGACUGUUCGUUUUAAACUACACAUAGCUUGUCGAACCUGAACUGCGAUUUUAAACUACAGAUAGCAUUGGCUGACCGACUUCGAUUUUACUACAACAUCAGCUUGUUGACCUGACUGCAGGUUUUAAAGCUGAAAUCCUGCUCCCUCACCUCCCUUUCCCUUCGUCUCCCCUCUCCCUUUAUUUUUUCCUCUCUCCCUUCGUCUCACCCCUUCUCCUGUUUGUUCCUCUCUUCCCCGUCAUCCCCCUCUCCCAUGUUUGUUCCUCUCUUCUCUUCUCUCCCCCUCUCUCCUUUUGUUCCUCUCUUCGCUUCGUCAUCGAUCUCUUCCUUUUCUCUCCCACAUCUACCCAUGUUGUCUCAACGGACCCUCUCCUCUUUGCUGCUGACACCUUUGCCUAGUCUGAGAGCCACCACAUACAAAAGCACCAAACCUCUCAUACCUUCCUUCCAAUCUUUCUAUUCUGUCUAUCAUAGUGCACCCUGGCACCUUUACUAUUCCGUCUAAGGGGAGGAGUAUUUUCUGCCCCUGCCCGCUCUCGGUUCAGCCGUCCCCCGGAAUCGUGCCAUCGAGCCGCCAUGGUCGUUGCCAUGGUCCUACUCCUCCUGCUCGCCUUAUCCCCCUUUGUUCCCACAUCACCAAAGGGGGAGGCGCUAAACCACUAGGAAGUGGCGCGGGGGACCCAUUAUGAGAUUGCUGGGGAGCUGCAGAAUGGCUGUGACCCGUUUUAAAUAAUAGUAACUGCCCAACCAGGCCAGGAGCUGACAAGCCAUGUCCCCCCAACCGGAAUAACCCUGGGAGGAAGAAAACGGGGUUACCGCGGGGUCCCUGGGAUCCCUGGUCCUCCAGGCGCCGAGACCCCCAGGGGAAUCAGGCAAGCCCAGGCCACCAGGGGCCUCCCGCCCUGGACCUAAUGGUUAUGCCCCUCCUUCUACAGCCCCAGAUGCCUUGUUUUCAGGGCUAAGGAAACAGCACUAGGCAGCAGGUGUUAAGUUUGAUGAUGUGGUGACCAAUGUAGGGAACUACUGUGAGCCUAUACUGGGGGAAUUUCCUGUCCUCUACCGGUAUCUACUUCUUCACCUACCAUGUUCUGAUGAGGGGCGAGACGGGAACCAGCAUUUGGGCUGACCUGAAGAAGACACAAGUAGGAGAGAGUGUGUGUGUGUUGUCGUAUGUAAUAGAUGUAUGUGUUUGGGGUGUGUCUGGACUGCGUUUGUUCAAAACACAUCUCCAUUGACCUCACCUCUGAGCAGUGUUUAAAGUGGUGUUACGCAUCGGGUUUGUAGUUUUUUUACUUUUCUAAAAUGUAGUCCGUUCACAGUUACUAGUUACCUGUCCAACAUUGUAAUCAUUACUCACUUUUGAUUACCCAAACUCAGUAACAUAGAUCUGACUAUUUUCAGUUUAUUUUGGGAUUACUUUUCCCUUAAGAGGCCUUAGAAGAGACAAACGGAUCCAGCAAAUGCUUGUGUGACAUCAUAGUGAUCUCUGUCUGUGAUCGCUCCGUUGGAACAAACUUACACUUUUUCACCGGCAAGCAGAAGGAUGUCAUAAUUAAUUUUUUAUGCAACACUGUUCUAAUUACGAAAAUAUCAUCUAGUUUCAAAAGUCGUUGUAAUCUGAUUUACAAUAUUUUUGAACUUGUACCACGUAACUGAUUACCGUUACAGUUUAAAAAAAGAUCGCGAUUACAAUUUAAAUCAUGUUAUCCCCAACCCUGUACGCAGGUACAGUGGAGAAAGUAUUUAGUCAUCCCCCCAAUUGUUUUGCAAGUUCUCCCACUUAAAAAGCUGAGAGAGGCCCUGUUUUCAUCAUAGGUACACGUCAAACUAUUACAGACCAAAAAUGAGAAAAAAACUUCCAGAAAUCACAUUGUAUGCUAUUUAAUGAUUUAUUUUGCAAAUUAUGUGGAAAUAAGUAUUUGGUCAAUACAAGUUUCCUCACUACUUUGUUAUAUACCCUUUGUUGGCAUGACCCAGGUCAACGUUUGCGUAGUCUUCAACAAGUUUUCCACCACUGUUUGCUGGUAUUUUGGCCCAUUCCUCCAUUCAGAUCUCCGCUAAGCAGUGAUGUUUUUGGGGCUGUCGCUGGGCAACACGGACUUUCAACUCCUCCAAAGAUUUUCUAUGGGGUUGAAUCUGGAGACUGGCUAGCCCUCAGGACCUUAAAUGCUUCUUACGAAGCCACUCCUUCGUUGCCCGGGCGGUGUGUUUGGGAUCAUUGUCAUGCUGAAAGACCCAGCCACGUUUCAUCUUCAAUGCCUUGCUAUGGAAGGAUGUCUCCUCCACUCACAUCUCACAUACCUGGCCCCCAUUCAAUUCUUUCCUUUGCCUGUCAGUCGCCUUUCCCUUGGGCAAAACAGCCCCAAAGCUGAGUUCCCCCCAUGGCUUCACAUUAGGUAUGGUGUUCUUUGAUGCACUCAGCAUUCUUUGUCCUCACAGAACACGACGAGUUGAGUUUUUACCAAAGUUUAUUUUGGGUUUCCAAUCCUACCAUAGACAUUCUCCAAUCCUCUUCUGGAUCAUCCAAGCACUUAGCAAACUUCAGCACGGGCUCUGGACAUGUCUGGCUUAAGCAGGGGGACCACGCGGCACUGCAGGAUUUGCGUCCCUGGCGCGUAGUGUGUUUCAGAUGAUGGUAGGCUUUGUUACUUUUGGUCCGCUCUCUGCGGUCCUUCACUAGGUCUCCCCCGUGUGUUAUGGGAUUUUGCUCACCGGUCUUGUGAUCAUUUUGACCCCACGAGGUGGUCCUUGCGUGGAAAGGCCCCAGAUCGAGGGAGAUUAAUUCAGUGUUCUUGUAUUAUCUUCAUUUCCUAAAAUUUGCUCACAGUGUGAUUUCUUCAAACCAGCUGUCUUACCUAUUGCAGAUUCAUCUUCCCAGUCCUGGUGCAUCUACACAUUUUUGUUUCUGGUGUCACUUUGGAACAGCUCUUUGGUCUUGGCCAUAGUGGAGUUUGGAGUGUACUGUUUGGUUGUGGACAGUGUCCUUUUCUACUGAUAACAAUUAAAAGGUGCCUUAAUACAGGCACGAUUGGAGGACAGGAGUCCUCUUAAGAAAAGUUUACAGGUCGUGAGAGCCAGAAAUCUUGCUUUUUGUAGGUGACCCAAUCUUAAUUUUCCACCAUAAUUUGCAAAUCCAUUCCAUAAAAAUCCUACAAUGUGAAUUUUCUGGAUAUGUUUUUGCUCAAUUUUCUGUCAUGUUGACCGUGUACCUAUGAUGAAAAUUAAGGCCUCUCUAUCUUUUUAAGUCUCGGAGAACUUGCACAAUGGUGGCUGAACAUAAAUCCUUUUAUUAUGCCAUGUGCCCACUUAUUUAUCAUGGGCAUUGCAUAUACUCACUUCUAAUCCCCACAAUGCAUAUAAAAAGUAUCGUAAGUGGAGGUAUACGCCGAUCAAGAUCAGGCUGAUAGGAACGGAUCAAAAUGUUUAGCUUCACCUGUGAUAACUAUUAUUUUCUUCACCUUUUCAGUGCGCGAUGUGGCACCCAUUGGUAGGCCUAUGCGCCAAUGUUCGCAAAAGGCAAUUUGCGGAAAACCUGUUCUACUGCACAAUGCAAACGGUUUCAUGAUGGGAACUCGUUAUAAAAAGAAAAAACAAGAAAUAUGAAAAGGGAGAAAAUGCAACACUAUCAUGGUUUCAUCUGCCCACGCUACCUUUUGGCUACUCAACGUGAAAGAAAGUUUAAAGAAAACCACAGAACAGGAGAACGCACUAUCCAUAUUGCCUCCCCUUUUCUAUGGGGUUAUUUUUUGGCUAUUGGCUACUUUGAAGCAAGUUAAGACAUGCCUCAUAAUAUGAUUAAAGCGUCAGGUUUCAAACAUUAAGAACGGAAAAUAUAGCAAUCUAAUGAUAGGCCUACCAUUUCUGGUAGAUGGACACGCCUUCCCAAAAACAUCAAUUAAAUGUAAGUGCUACAAGUAAGUCUAUGCUUGCUUGGCAGAAUGAUAUAAUUUAUUUGCAUGAAUCCAUGAAUCUCAUGUGCUACAGAAACACUGCUAACCAAACAACAUUGCUAGGUGCCUGCACUACAUUUAUUAGAUUUUUUCCCAGCCCUCAAAAGUGGUCUCCUGUGUGGUUUACCAUAUUGUUUGUGGCAUUCGAACUUGAUUUUCUUGUUUUUCAACAACAAAAAAGUGUGACAGAGCGAAAACCUAAAUAAAUAAAGACAACAACGAACCUGUUCGAUUUUACUUUUUCCCUUAUUAUUAUAAUUACGUAUAAUAUAGGGAGCGCAAAUACAGUGUGUGUGUGUGUGUGUGUGUGUGUGUGUGUGUGUGUGUGUGUGUGUGUAAGAGAAGAACAAUUCUCUGGGUGUCUCAGUAUCUCUUCCUAAUGAGGCCUGAUAGCGAGGGAAAGCGACGUGUGUGUGUGUGUGUGUGUGUGUGUGUGUGUGUGUUGUGUGGUGUGUGUGUGUUGUGUGUCACGCAGACAAUAGUCUAGGGAACAUUUAGUGUCUUCUCUCAAUUCCUCUCUACGUACUACAACAAAAGAUCAUUCAUUUCCCCAUAGGCUGUGGCCAACGAGCCAUGGCGGAGUGUUAGUGCCUCGCUUAUUGUCUACGAUUGUGCUCUUUCAUGAUUGCCGUACAAAGAAAACAGCUUAGACUAUUGCUUAAACUAUUAUAUCCUUUGAUAAUUUGUGCCUAGCUCAAUUGCUCAACUCAGAUUUUGUAACACAAAUAUGCUUUCAUAAAUGGAACAGCAGGGUAAGAGAGAGUAGCUGAGAGAGGUAUAAAAAGAUAAGCACAUUGAGAUUGAUGUCUCCUAGCCCAUUGACUCAGUAGGUAAGGGAGUUUAGACGAGAAGUAGAGAAGAGAGUCCUAGAGGAAGAGGAAGGAGAGAGAGAGAAGGAGAGAGAUGAGAGAGAGAGAGGAGAGAGAGAGAGAGGAGAGAGGAGAGAGAGGAGAGAGAGGAGAGAGAGAGGGGAGAGAGAGAGAAGGGAGAGGAGAGAGAGAGAGAGAGAUCUUACAGGUGUUAUAGCCUACAUGCAGAGGGAGUGGGAUAUUUUUCAAGGCGGUUUGUUGGAAAAAAUCAGUUCCUUAAAGUGAUGAGGUUUUUACAAACCCGAGGCUGCUUAACAGAUACUUGGACUACAACAAGCUAACAAGGGCAAAACAAACAAGUCGUUAGGCUACAUUUCUAGCAGGUUCGGGUUGGUUAUUUCCGUAUUUUCUUGAAAUCUAUUUUGGACUUUAUAGUAGCUUAGCUGUACUGACCCUCAGUCGAAACGGGUCAUCAAUUGGUCCUCUGUAGCUCAAUUGGUAGAGCAUGGCACUUGUAACGCUUGUAACGCCAGGGUAGUUGGUUCGAUCCCCAGGACCACCCAUACGUAAAAAUGUAUGCACACAUGACUGUAAGUCGCUUUGGAUAAAAGCGUCUGCUAAAUGGCAUAUUAUUUUAUUAUCACUAGCUUCUAUAGCCACAAAGUCAUAAACCCCUCCCAUUUCUACAAUUUAUCUUCUUAAAAUGUGAUUUUAAACCUAACCCUAAACUUAACCACACUGCUAAACAUAUGCCUAACCCUAACCUUAAAUAAAGAUCAAAAAACAAAAAUGUUUUUCCAAUUUUGACUUUGUGGCUGUGGAAUCUGACUUUGUGACUGUGGAAUCUGAAUUUGUGGCUUUAGAAGCUGGUGGAAACCGGUUGAAAGGGGAAAUUACCGUAGAGGUGGUGGUGAGAAAAAGUGAUUGCUGUUUCUUUCUCGUCUCUUCCCGGGCAUCUCCUGCUUAAAAAGUAUGCGCGCCUCUCGGCUAUUCAUUUGGCACGCUCUCACAGAUUGUCUGCAGGAGGAUUCGUACCUGGAUAUACUCGAGUCAAAGACGCCUGAUGGAGAAAUCUUCUUGAGUUUAGUUUCACUAUAAUAGGAAAACAGACAGAGUGAGUAAAAUUACUGUGCAAUGCAUGCUUUUCGUUUUUGUGUGUCGAUUUCCAAGAUUUAUCUUGGAGAGAGACAUGUUUUAACAGUGAUGAUAAAAACUAAUAGAAACAGUCUAGGCUACCUAUAAACUAAUAACAAUUAGAUACAUAAGUAUAUAAUAAAUAACAUUACUUGACAAUUGGAAAUUAAUUCAAUCCCAAUAGAAAAUUGAACUUAAUUAAAUAUUCAGGGAUUCCUUAGGAUGAAUAUAAAACUACAUUUGUCAGAUGAUUGGAUUUUGACCCAGUAAGACCUGAUAAACAUUUUAAAUAAUUGCCUAAAAGGACAGAAAAAUUAAACCAUGUCCUCCAUGUAGAAAUUCCCAGUUGUUUUAAAUUAGAGUGGUCAGUUUCAAACCUCAAGGAGCAUUUUAUUUUUAACUUGGUAGAGCAUGGGUGGAGUAGGCAUUGUGGUGCUCAUGUGAAUUUCCUUUCUUUUUCGGCUUCUGACCAAUCCCUACUUCUCACUUAAAACAUAGUUUUUUGUUUUUAAUUAUAUUAAUGGGACUUGAUAAUAAAAAGCGCAAUCAAGAGAUACAGUAUAUGAAUGUAUUUGUUUUGUUCUUCAUCUUUCCACAGACUUUGUGAGUCCCUGAAGAGAGGAAUACACCAUAGAUCACAAAAUAAAGAUUUGAUUGGUUUCUCGCCCCAGCACCCUCCAUCUAGAACUGGACGCCAUAUAAUACUACUACCACCCUAUAAACACACAGGACUAAAAUGAUUCUGACAGGAAGGGAACUCUGAACGCAUCGACUUUCUUUUCCCUUCUCUUCCUUCUUUUAUUUAUUCUCUCAAUCAUGCCGUAUUGAGCGGAGAGACACCUCUAUUAGGUGAGAGUCUGUCAUUCAUAAGGGGAGCCGUUAGAAAAGCAGAAGUAUUUUGUUGAAUAGACAUGUGAAUUACUAUUUUUUACUGCCGACUACAGUACAUAAGUAGCUGAAUUGGCACCUGAAGUCGAAUCAGCGAUCUCUUGGUAAGUUCUGAUGACAUAAGUUCCCUAUUGUACGUUCUCUUGGGCUGGGUUUGGUUUAUGUUUGAUGCACAGAAAAUAGGAGGAAUUUGAUCAAAGCAAAGACAAGAAAACUCUGGAAGACAAGAGCAGGAAAAAAGGUGAAAAAUAACUAAAUUAAAUGAACUAUGUCAACUACAACAUAGCGUUAUCUGAACACUGACUGCAGGUUUUAAACUACAACAUAGCGUUGUCUGAACACUGACUGUAGGUUUUAAACUACAACAUAGCGUUGUCUGAACACUGACUGCAGGUUUUAAACUACAACAUAGCGCUGUCUGAACACUGACUGCAGGUUUUAAACUACAACAUAGCGUUGUCUGAACACUGACUGCAGGUUUUAAACUACAACAUAGCGUGGUCUGAACACUGACUGCAGGUUUUAAACUACUACAUAGCGCUGUCUGAACACUGACUGCAGGUUUUAAACUACAACAUAGCGUUGUCUGAACACUGACUGCAGGUUUUAAACUACAACAUAGCGUGGUCUGAACACUGACUGCAGGUUUUAAACUACAACAUAGCGUGGUCUGAACACUGACUGCAGGUUUUAAACUACAACAUAGCGUUGUCUGAACACUGACUGCAGGUUUUUAAACUACAACAUAGCGUUGUCUGAACACUGACUGCAGGUUUUAAACUACAACAUAGCGUUGUCUGAACACUGACUGCAGGUUUUAAACUACAACAUAGCGUUGUCUGAACACUGACUGCAGGUUUUAAACUACAACAUAGCGUUGUCUGAACACUGACUGCAGGUUUUAAACUACAACAUAGCGUUGUCUGAAAACUGACUGCAGGUUUUAAACUACAACAUAGAGUUAUCUGAACACUGACUACAGGUUUUAAACUACAACAUAGAGUUAUCUGAACACUGACUACAGGUUUUAAACUACAACAUAGAGUUAUCUGAACACUGACUGCAGGUUUUAAACUACAACAUAGAGUUAUCUGAACACUGACUGCAGGUUUUAAACUACAACAUAGCGUUGUCUGAACAUUGACUGCAGGUUUUAAACUACAACAUAGCGUUGUCUGAACACUGACUGCAGGUUUUAAACUACAACAUAGCGUUGUCUGAACACUGACUGCAGGUUUUAAACUACAACAUAGAGUUAUCUGAACACUUACUGCAGGUUUUAAACUACAACAUAGCGUUGUCUGAACACUGACUGCAGGUUUUAAACUACAACAUAGCGCUGUCUGAACACUGACUGCAGGUUUUAAACUACAACAUAGCGUUGUCUGAACACUGACUGCAUGUUUUAAACUACAACAUAGCGUUGUCUGAACACUGACUGCAGGUUUUAAACUACAACAUAGCGUUGUCUGAACACUGACUGCAGGUUUUAAACUACAACAUAGCGUUGUCUGAACACUGACUGCAGGUUUUAAACUACAACAUAGCGUUGUCUGAACACUGACUGCAGAUUUUAAACUACAAGAUAGCAUUGUCUGAACACUGACUGCAGAUGUCAAACUACAACAUAGCAUUGUCUGAACACUGACUGCAGGUUUUAAAAGAAUGAAAUCCUGCUCCCUCACUAUCCCUUUCCCUUCGUCAUCCCCCUCUCUCCUGUUGUUUCUCUCUUCCCUUUGUCAUCCCCCUCUCUCCUGUUGUUCCUCUCUUCCCUUCGUCAUCCCCCUCUCCCCUGUUGUUCCUCUCUUCUCUUCGUCAUCCCCCUCUCUCCUGUUGUUCCUCUCUUCCCUUCGUCAUCGAUCUCUUCCUUUUCUCUCCCACAUUCUACCCAUGUUGUCUCAACGGACCCUCUCUCUUGGCUGCUGACACCUGUUGGCCUAGUCUGAGAGCACCACAUACAUACAGCAACCAAACCUCUCCAUACCUUCCUUCCAGUCUUUCAUAUUCUGUCUAUCUAUAGUGCACCCUGGCACCCGGUACUAUUCCGUCUAAGGGGGAGGAGGAUUUUCUGACCCUGGCCGCCUCUCGGUUCAGCCGUCGGACGCGUGCCAUCGGAGCCGCCAUGGGCGUGGCCAUGGUCCUACUCCUCCUGAUCGCCAUCCCCCUAUUGGUCCACAUCACCAAAGGGGGAGGAGCUAACCCAGGAAGUGGUGGCGGGGGGACCCAUUAUGAGAUGCUGGGGAGCUGCAGAAUGGUCUGUGACCCGUAUAGUACUGCCCAACCAGGCCAGGAGCUGACAGCCAUGUCCCCCCAACCGGAAUACCCUGGGAGGAAGAAAACGGGGUACCGCGGGGUCCCUGGGAUCCCUGGUCCUCCAGGCGCCCGAGGACCCCCUGGGGAAUCAGGCAAGCCAGGGCCACAGGGGCCUCCCGGCCCUGGACCUAAUGGUUAUGUCCCCUCCUUCUACAGCCCCAAGAUCGCCUUUUAUGCAGGGCUAAGGAAACAGCACGAGGGCAGCGAGGUGUUGAAGUUUGAUGAUGUGGUGACCAAUGUAGGGAACUACUAUGAGCCUAGUACUGGGAAGUUCACCUGUCCUCUACCUGGUAUCUACUUCUUCACCUACCAUGUUCUGAUGAGGGGCGGAGACGGGACCAGCAUGUGGGCUGACCUGAAGAAGAACGGACAGGUAGGAGAGAGUGUGUGUGGUGUGUGUAUGUAUAUAUGUAUGUGUUUGUGUGUGUGUCUGUGUACAUGCGUUUGUUCAAACAACACAUCUCCAUUGACCAUCACCUCUGAGCAGUGGUGUAGUGGAGGGUAUACGCAGGCAGGGUUGUGUAGGUUACUUUCUAAAUGUAGUCCGUUACAGUUACUAGUUACCUGUCCAACAUUGUAAUCAGUAACAUCACUUUUGGAUUACCCAAACUCAGUAACAUAAUCUGACUAUUUUCAGUUAUUUUGGGAUUACUUUUCCCUUAAGAGGCAUUAGAAGAAGACAAAAAGGAUCCAGCAAAUGCAUUUGGUGACAUCAUAGUGAUCUCUGUCUUGUGACUCGCUCAGUUGGAACAAACUUACACUUUUUCACAGAGAAAGCAGAAAGGUGUCAUAAUAUAAUUUUUUAUGCUAACACUGUUCUAAAUUAAAAAAGUAAUCAUCUAGUUUUUCAAAAGUAUUUGUAAUCUGAUUACAAUAUUUUUGCUUGUACCGUAACUGAUUACAGUUACAGUUUAAAAAAAAGAUCAGAUUACAUUUAAAUCAGUUACUCCCCAACCCUGUACGCAGGUACAGUGGGGAAAAAAAGUAUUUAGUCAGCCACCAAUUGUGCAAGUUCUCCCACUUAAAAAGAUGAGAGAGGCCUGUAAUUUUCAUCAUAGGUACACGUCAACUAUGACAGACAAAAUGAGAAAAAAACUUCCAGAUAAUCACAUUGUAUGAUAUUUAAUGAAUUUAUUUGCAAAUUAUGGUGGAAAAUAAGUAUUUGGUCAAUAACAAAAGUUUCUCAAUACUUUGUUAUAUACCCUUUGUUGGCAAUGACACAGGUCAAACGUUUUCUGUAAGUCUUCACAAGGUUUUCACACACUGUUGCUGGUAUUUUGGCCCAUUCCUCCAUGCAGAUCUCCUCUAGAGCAGUGAUGUUUUGGGGCUGUCGCUGGGCAACACGGACUUUCAACUCCCUCCAAAGAUUUUCUAUGGGGUUGAGAUCUGGAGACUGGCUAGGCCACUCCAGGACCUUGAAAUGCUUCUUAUGAAGCCACUCCUUCGUUGCCCGGGCGGUGUGUUUGGGAUCAUUGUCAUGCUGAAAGACCCAGCCACGUUCCAUCUUCAAUGCCCUUGCUGAUGGAAGGAGGUUUUCACUCAAAAUCUCACGAUACAUGGCCCCAUUCAUUCUUUCCUUUACACGGAUCAGUCGUCCUGGUCCCUUUGCAGAAAAACAGCCCCAAAGCAUGAUGUUUCCACCCCCAUGCUUCACAGUAGGUAUGGUGUUCUUUGGAUGCAACUCAGCAUUCUUUGUCCUCCAAACACGACGAGUUGAGUUUUUACCAAAAAGUUCUAUUUUGGUUUCAUCUGACCAUAUGACAUUCUCCCAAUCCUCUUCUGGAUCAUCCAAAUGCACUCUAGCAAACUUCAGACGGGCCUGGACAUGUACUGGCUUAAGCAGGGGGACACGUCUCGCACUGCAGGAUUUGAGUCCCGGCGGCGUAGUGUGUUACUGAUGGUAGGCUUUGUUACUUUGGUCCCAGCUCUCUGCAGGUCAUUCACUAGGUCCCCGCGUGUGGUUCUGGGAUCUUGUGAUCAUUUUGACCCCACGGGGUGAGAUCUUGCGUGGAGCCCCAGAUCGAGGGAGAUUAUCAGUGUUCUUGUAUGUCUUCCAUUUCCUAAUAAUUGCUCCCACAGUUGAUUUCUUCAAACCAAGCUGCUUACCUAUUGCAGAUUCAGUCUUCCCAGCCUGGUGCAGGUCUACAAUUUUGUUUCUGGUGUCCUUUGACAGCUCUUUGGUCUUGGCCAUAGUGGAGUUUGGAGUGUGACUGUUUGAGGUUGUGGACAGGUGUCUUUUAUACUGAUAACAAGUUCAAACAGGUGCCAUUAAUACAGGUAACGAGUGGAGGACAGAGGAGCCUCUUAAAGAAGAAGUUACAGGUCUGUGAGAGCCAGAAAUCUUGCUUGUUUGUAGGUGACCAAAUACUUAUUUUCCACCAUAAUUUGCAAAUAAAUUCAUAAAAAAUCCUACAAUGUGAUUUUCUGGAUAGUUUUUUCUCAAUUUGUCUGUCAUAGUUGACGUGUACCUAUGAUGAAAAUUACAGGCCUCUCUCAUCUUUUUAAGUGGGAGAACUUGCACAAUUGGUGGCUGACUAAAUACUUUUUUCCCCCACUGUAUAUGCCAUUAUGUUUCAGUGGGCAUUGCAUAUACUCACUUCUUAAUCCCCACAAUGCAUAUAAAAGUAUCGUAGUGGAGGUAUAGGCCAUAUCAAUGAAUAAGGCUGAUGGAACGGAUCAGAAUGUUUCGCUUCAAAUGUUGAUAAACUAUUAUUUCUUCACCUUUUCAGUGCAGUGAUGUGCACACAGUGGUAGGCCUAUGCGCCAAUGUUCCAAAAGGCAAUUUGCGGGAAAACACUGUUCUACUGCACAUGCAAACGGUUUCAUGAUGGGAACAUCGUUAGAAAUAUAGAAAGAGGGGAGAUGCAACAACUAUCAUGGGUUGCUAAUAUGACUACGAUACCUUUGGCUACUCGACAGUGAAAGAAAGUUGAAAGAAAACCAAUAGAACAGGAGAACGCAUAAUAGCAUAAUUGCCUCCACGUUUCUAUGGUGGGAUUUUGGCUAAUGGCUACUUUGAAGCAAGUUAAGACAUGCCUCAUAAUAUGAAUUAAAGCGUCCAGGUUUCAAACAAUUAAGGAACAGGAAAAUAUAGCAAUGCUAAUGAUAGGCCUAACCAUCUUCUGGUAGAUGGAAAAGCCUUCCCAAAAACAUUCAUUAAAUGUUAAUGUGCUACAAAGUAGUCUAUGCUUGCUUGGCAGAAUGAUAUAAUGAUUAUUUGCAUGAAUCCAUGAAUCUCAUGUGCUACAGAAACACUGCUAACCAAACAACAGUGCUAGGUGCCUGCACUACAUUUAUUAGAUUUUUCCCAGCCCUCAAAAGUGGUCUCCUGAUGUGGUUUAACCAUAUUGUUGUGGACUUCGAACAUUGAAUUUUAUUGUUUUUCAACAACAAAAAAGUGUGACAGAGCGAAAACCUAAAUAAAUAAAAGACAACAACAACCUGUGAAUUUCUGACUCAUUUAUCUGUUUCAAUAGUAGGCCUACUAUUAGCCCACUUACACAGUACAGUACAGCUUGGGUUGGCCUGACUGUGAAAGACCAAUAUACAGUGAGGGAAAAAAGUAUUUGAUCCCCUGCUGAUUUUGUACGUUUACCCACUGACAAAGACAUGAUCAGUCUAUCAUUUUAAUGGUAGGUUUAUUUGAACAGUGAGAGACAGAAUAACAAUACAAAAAUCCAGAAAAACGCAUGUCAAAAAUGUUAUAAAUUGAUUUGCAUUUUAAUGAGGGAAAUAAGUAUUUGACCCCUUUGCAAAACAUGACUUAGUACUUGGUGGCAAAACCCUUGUUGGCAAUCACAGAGGUCAGACGUUUCUUGUAGUUGGCCACCAGGUUUACACACAUCUCAGGAGGGAUUUUGUCCCACUCCUCUUUGCAGAUCUUCUCCAAGUCAUUAAGGUUUCGAGGCUGACGUUUGAAAACUCAAACCUUCAGCUCCCUUCACAGAUUUUCUAUGGGAUUAAGGUCUGGAGACUGGCUAGGCCACUCCAGGACCUUAAUGUGCUUCUUCUUGAGCCACUCCUUUGUUGCCUUGGCCGUGUGUUUUUAGUCAUUGUCAUGCUGGAAUACCCAUCCACGACCCAUUUUCAAUGCCCUGGCUGAGGGAAGAAGGUUCUCACCAAGAUUUGACGGUACAUGGCCCCGUCCAUCGUCCCUUUGAUGCGGUGAAGUUGUCCUGUCCCCUUAGCAGAAAAACACCCCCAAAGCAUAAUGUUUCCACCUCCAUGUUUGACGGUGAGGAUGGUGUUCUUGGGGUCAUUCCUCCUCCUCCAAACACGCCGAGUUGAGUUGAUGCCAAAGAGCUCGAUUUUGGUCUCAUCUGACCACAACACUUUCACCCAGUUCUCCUCUGAAUCAUUCAGAUGUUCAUUGGCAAACUUCAGACGGGCCUGUAUAUGUGCUUUCUUGAGCAGGGGGACCUUGCGGGCGCUGCAGGAUUUCAGUCCUUCACGGCGUAGUUUGUUACCAAUUGUUUUCUUGGUGACUAUGGUCCCAGCUGCCUUGAGAUCAUUGACAAGAUCCUCCCGUGUAGUUCUGGGCUGAUUCCUCACCGUUCUUAUGAUCAUUGCAACUCCAUGAGGUGAGAUCUUGCAUGGAGCCCCAGGCCGAGGGAGAUUGACAGUUCUUUUGUGUUUCUUCCAUUUGCGAACAAUCGCACCAACUGUUGUCACCUUCUCACCAAGCUGCUUGGCGAUGGUCUUGUAGCCUAUUCCAGCCUUGUGUAGGUCUACAAUCUUGUCCCUGACAUCCUUGGAGAGCUCUUUGGUCUUGGCCAUAGUGGAGAAUUUGGAAUCUGAUUGAUUGAUUGCUUCUGUGGACAGGUGUCUUUUAUACAGGUAACAAGCUGAGAUUAGGAGAAUUUAAGAGUGUGCUCCUAAUCUCAGCUCAUUACCUGUAUAAAAGACACCUGGGAGACAGAAAUCUUCCUGAUUGAGAGGGGGUCAAAUACUUAUUUCCCUCAUUAAAAUGCAAAUCAAUUUAUAACAUUUUUGACAUGCGUUUUUCUGGAUUUUUUUGUUGUUAUUCUCUCUCUCACUGUUCAAAUAAACCUACCAUUAAAAUUAUAGACUGAUCAUUUCUUUGUCAGUGGGCAAACGUACAAAAUCAGCAGGGGAUCAAAUACUUUUCUCCAGUAUGCACCACUACACCACCGCCUCUGAUUCUCACUUUUACCUUUGCUUUACAACAUUGGUCACUUUUAAUUCACGUCACAUUCCUCUGUAUCUAUGGGCCGUAGCAACACGGCAGCAAAAUAUAGAACUAAGAAAAUAUUAUCCAUCAUUAAAGAGAAGUGAUGCUUUACACUUUAAAAUCACAGCCACUAAUUUGCAUUUCCACCAGUCAUAGACAAAUGGCGAGUGGCAGUAUGCUGCCAUCGGUCGUUGCCAAAGGAAAGUCUAAUUAGUAGAUAUUAUACACCAGGACUGUGCCCCAAAUGGCACCCUAUUCCCUACAUAGUGCACUACUUUUGACCAAAGCCUUAUGGGCCCUGCCCUGGUGUAAAGUAGUGCACUAUAAAGAGAAUAGGGUGCCAUUUGGGACACAGGUUGUCACCUCAGAUAGAUACUGUAGAUAAAUAAUGAAAGCGAAACUGACAGGCCACUCAUCUCUCGUUCCCUCGUUCUCUUUCCCCUGGUACUAAUUAAAGACAGAGGGGCUGAUGAGGAGAAGAGGAAAAGAAAAGGUGUAGGAUAA